AUGGCUGAAAUAACAAAACAAAUUAGUUCGAUAAAAUUGGCACCACUCAAAGAAAUCAAAGACCUGAAUGCCAGUGGAGAUGAACCAGUUCGAUUUAGAGGGUUUUUAGACAGUUCCAGUGGAAUGAAGACCACUACAUUCAUGGUAGUCAGAGAUUGCCUGGAAACAGUCCAAUGCAUUCACACUCUUCCAAGUGACGCAACAGAGGAAGUUGCUGCCCUUUUCAAGGAGCAUAAGAAGAUGAGUAUUGAGACGUAUUUGGAAGUGACUGGGAAAAUAAAGAGAGUCAGCAGCGCAAUAAAAAAGUGCACCAAAAAAGACUUCGAAAUUGAAGUGACUAGAAUUGAGGUGCUUGGAAAAGUGUACGGAAAACUGCCAUUUUUGAAGAAGGACGUGACAGACAUGAGCAGUUCCACUGUAGGAUACAAUGUCAGACUGGAUAACAGAACACUUGAUUUCAGAAUGCCAGCAACCCAUGCAAUGGUGCGUGUGAUAGACCAGACGAUGUUCUCAUUCAGACGCAUUCUAAGGGAAAGAGACUUCAUUGAAAUCAAAACAUCCAAAAUCAUCCAAUCUGGCUCAGAAGGAGGAGCCAACAUGUUUUCAGUCGACUACUUUGAUAAGAAGGCGUAUCUGGCCCAGUCUCCACAACUGUAUAAACAGCUAUGUGUUCUAGGCGGAAUGAAGCGUGUUUAUGAAGUAGGUCACGUCUACAGGGCUGAAGUAUCCAACAUCAACAGGUAUCUGAGUGAGUUCACUGGCCUAGACAUUGAGAUGGAACUGGAAACUGACUUCAUUGGUUUCAUCAAGUUUGUUCACUCUGUUUUCGUAGGGAUAUUUGAGUCAUUGAAGAGUGAUACUGCUGCUGAAUUAGAAAUCAUCAGAAAGUAUUCACCAUUUGAUGACGUAGCCUACAAGAAUGAGCCAGUGGUGCUAACUCAUUCUGAGUGUGUGAAGAUGCUUAGAGAGGCAGGAGAGGAAGUUGGAGAGAAAGACGAUUUCAGUAGAAAACAGGAGAAGACUCUUGGUGGACUGGUGAAACAGAAACACGGUGUAGACCUGUUUGUCUGUGUUGGCUAUCCAGUGGAAGUGAGGGCAUUCUACACCUACGCUGAGGAAGAUGGAACCACGAGAUCGUACGACUUCAUUCUGAAUGGAGAGGAGGUGCUAAGUGGAGCACAGAGACAAACUGACUACGAGAAGUUGAAGGUGGCAAUUCAGAAGAAGGGAAUCAGCCUCUCUUCCCUUGACAGCUAUCUUGAGCCAUUCAAAUACGGUGCACCACCACACAUUGGCUGUGGAAUUGGACUAGAACGCCUUCUAAAGGCAUUCUUCUCACAAUGUGACAUCCGCCACUUUUCCCUCUUUCCAAGGGAUCCAAACCGCCUUACUCCAUAA
Molecule: messenger RNA, 1398 nt
Organism: Enterospora canceri
Lineage: Eukaryota; Fungi; Microsporidia; Enterocytozoonidae
Source: the annotation of a GenBank genome assembly